AAAACCCGCAUUUCAGAAUUGCAGACACAUCACAGAUAAAGAGAGAAAGAGAGAGAGAAAGAGAAAGAUAAGAGAGGCUGGCUGCAACUGCUGCUCUGUUUUCUCUUUCAUUGUGGUCCGUUUAUGGCGAUCUCAACUCAACCCAACCAUCAAUGAUAGCAUUAAAUAUCACUGAUCACUAUAAAGGCAGAACUUUGAAGCAUUUCAUGACAUGGGUCAUCAUCUUCACCUCCACAACACAAGCGAUGGCGUCUCUCAGCGAGUCAACAGCCCGAGGUUUUCGGGCCCAAUGACUCGCCGAGCUCACUCGUUCAAGCGCAACCCCAACACCAGCGCCAACAAUGGCAGCUCUCAUAGCAAUAGUAACAGUAAUAACAGCAGCGGCAAUGUUGGGUUUGGUAGUGGAGAGUACGAAAUUGACCUCCAGCUGAACUCGCCCAGAUCUGAAAUUGGUGGGAACUCGGUUCCGGGUGAUGGGUUUGACUCGGUUUUGGAAAGGAAGCAGACCCACCAUGUGAGCCAGAGAGUUGCUGUGAGGGGCUUUCUGAGGAAGCCUAUUGGAUCUGUGGUGGUGGACUUGGGCUUGAGGGAGAAGAAGCAGCUUGGCCAUUGGAUGUUCUUCGCCUUUUGUGGGGUGUGCUUGUUUCUUGGUAUUCUAAAGAUUUGUGCUACUGGGUGGUUUGGAUCUGCUAUUGAAAGUUCUAGGUCCAAUCAGGAUGAUUCUAACUCCAUCACUCUUAUGAAUCGGAUGGAUCAAAGCUCUCAUGAUUAUGGACAUAGGGAUGGAGGAAGUGAUGUUGAACGAACUCUAAUGAUGGCGUCUGGUGUGAACCGUGUGGUUGGUGAAGAGAACAGCGUUGAAUACACAGAUAUCUGGUCCCGACCCAACAGUGAGAAUUUCAGUCAGUGCAUUGAAUUGCCAAAAAUUCACAAAAAGCUAGAUGCAAUGACCAACGGUUACCUUCUUAUAAAUGCCAACGGCGGCUUGAAUCAGAUGAGAUUUGGGAUUUGUGAUAUGGUUGCUGUUGCUAAGAUUAUGAAGGCAACACUUGUCCUACCUUCACUCGAUCACACCUCCUACUGGGCUGAUGAGAGUGGUUUUAAAGAUCUGUUUGAUUGGCAACACUUCAUUGAGACACUGAAGGAUGAUAUCCACAUAGUUGAGACAUUACCCCCUGCCUAUGCUGGAAUCGAGCCUUUCAACAAAACACCAAUAUCUUGGUCUAAGGCUAGUUAUUAUAAGUCGGAGGUCCUCCCACUGUUGAAGCAGCACAAAGUUAUCUAUUUCACUCAUACCGAUUCUCGGAUUUCCAACAAUGGCAUCCCAAGUUCCAUUCAAAGGCUGAGGUGUCGCGUGAAUUACAGGGCAUUGAAAUAUUCAGCUCCAAUAGAAGAGAUUGGAAAAACCUUAGUUUCUAGAAUGAGGCAGAAUGGAGGCCCUUAUCUUGCUCUCCAUUUGAGGUAUGAGAAGGAUAUGCUUGCAUUUACGGGCUGCAGUCAUAGUUUGACAGCAGAAGAGGAUGAUGAACUACAGAGCAUGCGCUAUGAAGUCAGUCACUGGAAGGAGAAAGAGAUUAAUGGGACAGAGAGAAGGUUGCUUGGGGGAUGCCCAUUGACCCCUAGGGAGACUUCACUUCUGCUCAGGGGGUUGGGUUUCCCAUCCAGCACCAGGAUUUACUUGGUAGCUGGUGAAGCUUAUGGGAAUGGAAGUAUGCAAUAUCUUGAGGAUGACUUCCCCCACAUCUUCUCCCAUUCCACUCUCGCGACAGAAGAAGAGCUGAGUCCAUACAAGAAUCAUCAGAACAUGUUGGCUGGCAUAGACUAUGUUGUUGCUUUACAGAGUGAUGUUUUUCUUUAUACUUAUGAUGGAAACAUGGCAAAAGCUGUGCAAGGUCAUAGGCGCUUUGAGAAUUUUAAGAAGACCAUCAAUCCAGACAGGAUGAAUUUUGUUAAACUUGUUGAUGAGUUUGAUGAAGGAAAAAUCUCUUGGAAGAAAUUUAGUUCGAAAGUGAAAAAGCUUCACAUAGACAGAGUUGGAGCUCCAUAUUUGAGGGAGCCAGGAGAGUUUCCAAAGCUGGAGGAAAGCUUUUAUGCAAAUCCUUUUCCAGGCUGUAUUUGCGACUCAAGAUGGAAAAAGUAGAGGCCAGCUAACAGGUUUUGCAUUAUUUCAUGGUGUGAGAUCAGAGCAUGCAAAAACAUCAAGGUGUGUGUUGCCAUUAUUUCGGACGAAUUGGAAAUCAUAAAUUUCAAUUUUGAAAGAGAAUUGGUAGGUUGGUUGGUCGGCAAGUGUACGUGCUGUGCUCACCAGGGUAAAAAAAAUCCCGGAGCAGUGUGGAACAUAGACCAGAAGUUGUUGCAGCCUAAUCUGAGGGUGAACACAGAAGUCAGGUGUACAUUACCACUACUGGAAAGUAAAGAUCGAUACAACAAAACACAUAGAGAAACCUCCUUACCACUGUACCACAACCGUUAAAGAACACUGGUGUUUUCUUUUGCUAUUAAUUUUCCUUUUUUCGUUCAAAACAUUUUUUUUUAGGAGGGGCGUGGGAUGUUGGGGUUUAAUGUAUCAUGAAGUUCGAAAAAUCGAUAGGAAUACAAGGGAUGAUACUGAAUGGAAUGUGCAGUAGUACAAAAAUAUAAUUCAA
This is a messenger RNA of Prunus avium (sweet cherry), 2645 nucleotides long. RefSeq names its product O-fucosyltransferase family protein. Lineage: Eukaryota; Viridiplantae; Streptophyta; Magnoliopsida; Rosales; Rosaceae. Gene Ontology annotation, cellular component: cytoplasm; Golgi apparatus; chloroplast. The record is from RefSeq and is a predicted model, not a curated record.